Molecule: messenger RNA, 11347 nt
Organism: Pocillopora meandrina
Lineage: Eukaryota; Metazoa; Cnidaria; Anthozoa; Scleractinia; Pocilloporidae
Source: the annotation of a GenBank genome assembly
UGUUCCUCCUUCUUCUCUCUAGAGAUUCAUAGGAAAAAAGGAGUCGUACUGGAAAGAUGGGAUGGAAUAGAUGGAUAUUUGAUCGAAAAACUUUUAGAGGAUCCACGUUUUCCCAUGCUGCCAACAUAUGUAUCUUAUACACCGAUAUUCAGCGAGCCGGUCAAUUGGGGGGACAAUUAUGGGUCUCGGAUCAGAGGUUACUUUGUCCCAAAGAAGAGCGGACAACACGUGUUCUUCAUAGGUGAGAAAAGGAGACAUGAAUGAAAGUGAUCCUCGCAGUAAUGUGGAACCAACUUAAUGACCAGCUCCCAGUUGGCUUGUUAGUUCAGUUGGUAAAGCACUGCACCGGUAUUCGCAGAGGUCAUGGGUUCAAAUCCCGUUCAGGCCUGAAUUUUUUCCAGGCCUUAUUUUCACUACUGCUCAAGUGGUGCACAUUCCUGCGAGGAUCACUUUCAUUCACGUCUUAAUCCGCAGUUGAAAUAUAUGACUUUUAUAUAUUCUUAGCCGUUUAAAAGGAGACAUGUUGCACAUUUAUCGAAAAUGUCACAAUCAGCAUAUGCCAAGGAAACUGUGGGUGUGGGAAAAAUAUGCCACUUGAAGGACCUCUCUUUACAAAAAAUUAUAGGGAGCUAUUUCAUAACAUUUCUAUGACGCAUUAAAAUUAUAGAAUGAAAACCUUCUAACUAAACUUGAAAUUAAGGCUAAACGUUUAAGAUGCGUAAAUCAUGAGUGAGGCAGAUCUAUCAAAUGACUUUACUCACCCAUCAGCUACGCUGAUGGGUGAGUAAAGUUAGUUCUAACCGAAAUCUGGAAAACAAAAGGCAUAACAUGCGAAAAAUUAUCCCUAAACAAAAAAUUAUAUCGGAGUCUAUCAUUGCUAAUAACAUGAAGCGACUAGACGUUCUACUAAGCGGUCCCUCGGAUAGGUUGUCGGUCCACUUACAGGUUACCUUGCCAUACUUUUUUUGCUUUCCCUGCCUGAAGGUGGUUGGUUACAAUUAUAUUUUUCGGAAGAGACACUGGCAUUUCGAAAGCAAAGUGUUCUGUCAUGAACACCACCAUCCAGCCUCGAUCUGGAUUAGGGCAUAAUGGUGACUAGUAAAAUAAAAAUUUAAUAGAAGCCAAAGAUUUUUGUUAACCUUUGGACCAAAGAGUUUAACUACAUAUCCAGAUUGUCUCUUAAGAUUAAAGUUUCCUUACUCUAACAAUUUGCAUCAAUUUCAGCGAGUGAUAAUGGAGGCCAACUGUUCCUCAGUGUAACUGAUAACCCGGAUGAAAAGAUAUUGAUAGCUCGAGUUGGUAAAGACCACGAAUCUCUUCCCAUGCAAUUCAGAAAGUAAGAGCUUUAUUUUAAUUCAUAACUACGAAUUGCAUUGGCACUACAAAAUACCUGCAGUUCAUCUCAACUUAUUAUGGAAAGAGUCAUUUAGAGAGGAAAAAUGGGCUGGAGGAAGACGACAAAGCUCUCAUCCGUUAAGCCAGAAUCUUAAGGGACAAAGGAUAUGAAAGUUGGAUUAUCCAGGAAACUGCAACAUGGUGCUUGUUACCAAUAUAUUAUUUCCUUAUCAUUUCUGCAGAUAUCCUGAACAACAAUCAUAUCCAAUAAACAUGAAAAAUGGCUCCUAUUACUACAUCGAAGCCCUUCAUAAAGAACAAUACGGGAACGACUCCCUGGCAGUAGCCGUAAUGACACCUGAUUUUGAAUUUCUUGCGCCAAUUCCUUCAGAUUAUUUGUGGACGCUGCCGCCUCCCAAGCCGCACGGUAUGAUCAGCGGUAGAUAGAGCCCUUUUGAAAGAGACAGGCAGAUAGACAAGAGGAUGAAUUAAGACAAACAUAAAUAAUUAAUCAUUCUGAAAGACAAAAGGAUAGGCAGACAUGAAUAGAAAUUCAAAGAAGGAUAAACUCGUCCAUCUAAGAGGCUCGCAAUGAUUAAAUUAAAAAAACCAGUGCCCGAAGCGAAGAAAUCCAAAAAACUAUUGGGGUUCAAAAUUUGUUAUAAUUGGAUUAAAGGGCAAAUUUUGAACACUCAUUGCUAAAUUGAGCACAGUCGCAUGGUGUGUUGAGGGAUCAAUUUCAAAAAAUUAAAAAAAGUUCUCCCUUUAGAGCUACCGUUUCUUAAUUUGUUAAUCACAUUUGACAACUGCACUUUCAGUCAACGACAGUGCCUCCUCCUUCUACCUUGUGAAGAUAGCAGCUAAAGCGGGAGCUAGAGCAGGUGCCACCCUUGGAGUGAAUGAAGCCCUGAAGAGUGGUGCAAAGGCGGGUGCAUUAGCCGGUGCUGCAGCGGGCACAAGGGCUGGAGCCCAAGCAGGAGCAGAGGCAGCACGAGAAGCAGCAACUGAAGUAGCCACGAAAACACUGAAGGAGGCCCUUUCCAAACUGGGUACAUUUCAAAAACCAGUGGGUAUUCGACGGUGCCCGGAACAGUUUUUGCAUUUUGAAAAUUAAGAUAAAGAAGCCUAAAGGUAUUUGAGCGAAGUUAAUGUUCGAAGUUCCACGAGAUGUCUAUGACUCUGUGGGUGAGCAUCCAACAGACUUUUAUUUUCUUGAGGUUGCAUACUUAAAUCAUCAACGUGGAUUCUGAUUGUUUUUCUUCGAUGAAAGUUCAUAAGAUCCUCAUUCCAAAUAAAAAACCUUUGUGCAUUACAAAUGCGAAUAUGCAACACUCUACCACAUAUCGUUUUGGUAGCUUCUUUUAUUAUGCUUCCUUAUUAUGAACUUCUUUAUCACUUCAACUUUUUCAGACAUUUAAUAUUUAUGCAGCAAACGGUAGCGUGAUACCGUUGACGCCAGGAUCAGUGUCUUCAUCUGGACAGACGACAAGCGCCACUGGGUCAAUUGGAAUUGGAACUGCAAGUGCUGUGGAGGGAAGUCAAACUAGUCAAAUAAACCAAACAGGUCUAACAGGUCAGACGAGUCAACCAGGUGAAGGCGGGGUCGGAGCAUCAAUCAGUGCUACCAUAACAGCGGGAACGCAAGGGGCAACAAAUUCUGCUGCAGCAGGUCACUCGGGAGUUUUUCAUGGCGCUUAUGUAUACAAUCGAGAAAAACCAUAUUACAUUCCCCCUCCUGGCGACAAUUCUCAUAUCAUUGCAAGAAAAAUGGUGUAUCUGGAUCCACGAGGGCUUUCCAGAGUUCGUAAGUAUAAAAAUUCACCCAAUGCCAUUCAUCAAAGUAUGAUUCUGUGCACGCUUCGUUUGCAGUGCACAUGGAUUAGUGCUAGCCCGAUUCCUUCCCUUAAAGAUGAUUAAAUUUUGAAUACCUCAAAUAUCUUUCCGAUUUCUAAUAUCACAAAUAAUGUAGUCACGGUUUUUCUUUGUGGACCUUAACAAAAUAGUAAAGCCCUCUUAACAUUUGGAUUCUGCUUUUCCCGCUUUUAUAGUCGUCAACGGAGCGCUAUACGUAAUUCAUUCUUUUGAUGUUCCCGCGAGUCAGAAUCCUAUCUACAAUCUUUGCUGGCGAAUCACUAAUGGAAAGUUAGAGCUGACUCAAAACUGUCAGGUAGGGUUAAAUGAAAUUUACUUAUAUACAGUAAUUAUCUGACACCGACGGGUUUCGCACCAUUAUAUUCACAUUGACAAGGAUUAACGUGACGUUUAUAAAAAAGAGUGUUUAAGCUUGUUUUUCUAAUUCCUAAUCUUUAUUUCCUCUUUAAUUUUCUCAAAUUGUUACUUAUUCAUUAUUUAUUCGAGGGUCUCAAUGGGGUGAUAGCUUUUACGGCUAUCGGUUAAAAUUUUGGCCAAUUUCCGGCUAACGGUUAACACCUUUCCAUUGUUUCCACCAGAGAUAUUUUUUACGGUUAACUUUUUUUACGACUAACGGUUAUAAUUUGUCAAUUUUUACGUCUAACGGCUAAAUAUUUUGGCCGUUUUACGGCUAACGGUUAACCCCAUUGGGACCCUCUUAUUCAUUAUUAAACAUUUAUUUGAUAAAUCUAAAAGGCCCCUCUGAAAGCAACUUUAUCAUCAUUAUUAUUAUCAUUGUUAUUAUUAUUAUUAUUAUUAUUACUGUUAUUAUUUUCAUUGCCACUCUUAUUACAGACUAUUUUACUUGAGAAACGUGUUUUCAGUGACUACUUACUUAAAAUUGUGAACCUGGGCUUCUAUUUUUUUAAAAAAAUCUGUAGGCAUUUGCCAUCAAGAUUCCAGGAUUCGACAAAGGGACCGGAGAACAUCAAACCAUCUCCUUUGAGUCCAUGUGUUUACCUGGUCACUACAUUCGACAGAAGAACUACAGAUUCGUUUUGGGGCACCAAGGAGAUACAAAAUUUGGUAUAGGGCAAAUAUAGUAAUAUCAAUGAUUCUAACAAAGUUUCAAUCGUAACACACUGAAAUACCUGCGUUUGCAAUUUUUGCAUAUGUCAAUGAUUCAUCAUAAUUUGAAGGUAACAAGAGAUAUUUAGGUAGGGCGUAGGUCAUUUUCCACGAGCGAAUAACGCAAUAUCGUCAGCGUCAGGAAAAAGCGAUUAUGAAUGUUUCUAAUCCUCGUGGUCAGGAUGCUGGUCCACUGCAAGUAGCCCUCGCGCUAUUUAUCGAGUUUCCUUGACACAUCCAUUUAUACGGCUGGGAAAAAAGCUAACAAAAGUCUGCGCAUGUCACGAAUAUGUCUAUAAGUCCAUAGCAACCGUAUAUAUCAGUUAAUAUGGCGGGGAUUUUAAAUAUUUUGAAAUACUAGCUAAUAAACCUUUAUCGAUUAAGACUGCUAUGCAGCAAAUUUCAACAGACUGAGUAUCGCCCAGUACGCGUAUCGAUGCUAUUGUAAACCAACACAAAAUGAUUUUCACGGUCGAAAUACAGCAGUUUGCAGCCACAUUUCAGCAAGUAUACAAAGACGACACUAUGGUGUGCAAACGACAUUUCAAACCCCUGUUCAAGGAGUCUGUAGCUUACGUUUUAAGCUUGAACUCCUUGCCUGUGUCUUAACCAGGAAGGAAAACUUCGCCGCUUGUCAAUUUUUCAAAAAUUGCGCUGUAAUCGCUUAGUGUUGCUAUGGUUUCAAGAGUGAGUCCGCAAAAGUCCUAGAGAUGCGCCGAUGCUUUGGGACUCUGUCACUUCAGGGUGGGAAGAAGCACCUUGAGUUUAAUUAUUUUACAGCUGUCCACCUUGCCUCGGUUUAAAUAGGGGAAAAGUAUAAGUUUUCAAUUAUUCUUUUUAAACACCAGAUUAUGAUGCAAGUGCAGCCUUCUUUCAAGUAUUUUCACUUCCUGGUGCAUUCCAGUUUAGCCUCAUGCGAAAGGGAUGGUACAUUUGCAGAAGCAUAAAUCGAAACUAUCAUCGAACGGAGGUGGUUACAGACUACAACAUGGCAUCAUCCGAAUGGCUAAAGCGUUGCUCGUUCGCUCUAAGGCCUCUUGCAGCCAACGAGAAUCCUCUGAUGAACUGCUACGAUACGAUUGAACCAUCUAAACCACCUAGUGUUGCUUCUACCGACACAAAACCACCACUUACAAACAAAACAACAAUUAGAACCACCCGUCCUACAACUGUUCCAACCACACCACACAAGGACUACGGUAACGAUAAUCAUUGUCUUUAAUUGUAGAACAAAGAUAAUUGCUAAAAUUUGGGUCUUAUUCAAAAAUUGCCUGUCACCAGAGCAACCACCAAAAACAAUAAAAAAAUUGGCAAAUUAUUACAUUAGGGACAAUUAAAGUUUGGCUACGUCUCCAGCUCGUCAUGCAUGAUCGGAAGUCUACCUUUACUAGUCUCUCCCGUUGACACAUUUCAUGCGUAUCAUUCAAAUAAGGGAAACACACAUUACUACUAUAAGUCUGCUUAGAAGAGUGAGGUCAUUGCAUGAUUUUUUUAAAGUCGCACUCUAACGGGAUAACUUGAGCUGAUUAAGAGUUAGGCAGUGUACCACCGAGUCAUGAACAAAUUCCAACCGUGUAGGAGUCUAAAUCUAUUACCAUUUUUUCAAACCUGGAGAAAUUGUUGUAUAUUGUUCGAGGUUCAGAAAACAUUUAUAUAAUGAUCCCAACUACUUUACGUGAAAAAAAAAAUCAGUUAAACACUUGAAACGUUGACGGAAUGAUUUGAUUGGUCAUUUCAAUGCAAAAUCUAACCUUAACGGAUAUAUUGAUACCGGUUGAUACAUUUCUCAUGAAUAUAAGCCUCAUGCAAGAAUUUGAUAAAUAAGAUAUAAAUUUCCCGUCUACCCUCCAGGACCCUGCGUGAACUUCACGUUUUGGAAUACAGCUGGGGUGCCUUUCAUCCUUUACUCCAGUCUCAAACCAGAAGGGUAUUUAGUCACUGGACCCAAGUUACACCUUCACUACGUUAUUCGCGAUCAAAAAGUAAUCGAUUUGAAGGUUCUUCAUAUGAAAAGAACUAACGUUCCAAACCAAGAUGGAGAAGUUUUAUCUGAGGUGGGCCUAUAUUAUGAAAGGGUAAUUUCGUGUUGACAACUGAGUUGAUAACGUAAAUUGGCCGCAGUAAAGAGCAAAAAAGCUGACGUUUUGAGUGUUAGCCUUUUAUCCGAGCGAUUGGAGGAAUUGUGGGUUAUGUGUGGGUUUAUAUGCAGAAAAUGGAGCUACGCUAUUGGUGGGAAUAUGGUGACUUUACGGUAGCCAAUUUACGUUUUCAACUUAGUUGUAAAACGUAAAUUACCUGCUAUACUCUACCACCGACGCAGCACCACAGUUUCUUUACAAACAUACCCCCUUUAUUCAUUCUACAUCAUUAAAGCUUACUUGGUUGUGCUGAGCAAAUAUAUUUAGCCUAAUGGAAAGUGCUAUUGGGCGUUGAAAGUGUAAAUGGGCCACUCUCAUAGAACAAGUGACUUUCGAAGGACGUGCGCGAAUUUAAUAUUAAUAGAUAGGUUUAUUCAUAUUAUUUGGUCAAUAAUCUGUUUUGUUGGUCACUGACGUUAUUAAGCGCUGUGACCCAGUGAUGCAACCCCUAGCCUAUGGUUCCAGUGGUCAUACGCUAUGAUACUUCGUUGAUAAUGUAACUAAAAAUCUUUACUUAUCUCAUCCGUCGCCUUCAGGAUCAGAUGGCCUUCGUUAUCUUAUUACGAGGGCAUAAUUAAUAUCUGUGAUUUUUCUUCAGGUUAUGGAUGAAUUGACCGAUACUCAGCAGUUGUACCUCGACAAACCCAAACUCGCAUCCAGACAGAUUGUGUCUUUCUGGGCCAAAGAUCCAGAAGGGAAACGCGAAAUUCUUCUUGAUGGGAAGAAAAUAAUUUAUGCGAUUCCUGGACUGCACUGCUGGCACUACAUAGAAGUGAAAGUCACAUCAAGGCCAAAACAUAGUACGUAGAUAAUACAAACACAACGAAAUGGAAGGUGAUCUUCGCAGUAAUGAACACUACUUAAGCAGUGGUGAAUAUGAGGUCCGAAAAACAUUUCAGGCCUUACUUUCACUACUGCUUGAGUAGUGUUCAUUACUACGAAGAUUGUUUUGAAAUUCGUUUCUUAAGCCGCGGUUCACAGGUGUGAUUUUCAUAUAUUUACAUUUUGUUAUGGAUAUUUAUUGAGGUAUACAAGGCGCUUUACAUGUUAAUGAGUUUUUCCAUCCUAUCCCACUUUAUCGAUUACUUAAAGAAUCAUUUUGCCACAAAAAUAGCAAAUGAACAAAGUUACAAAAGUGAUGGGAAAGUGGAAGAUGAUUUUUGUUUGUCGUAGGAGACUUAAAUAUUGCAUUUCAUCGAACAAGUUUUCCUUGCUUUUCAGACUAAAAUAGUUCCUGUUUCCUUUUUUUCAUUAUUACAGGUCCUUCGACGACUAAACCAACAACACGAACAACGACAGUCAAACCUACAACUCAAACCCCGCGACCUGCCACAACUAAGCUGCCCCCACCACCUCCACCACCCCCACCUCCUCCACGCAUACCUCAUAUCCACGUUCAUUUCCACCCCCCGCAUUUCCCGCCACCUCCCAAGCCGACUCACCCACCUCCUCCUCCACCAAUACUAACACCUCUAUCAACGAAGCCAACAGAAGCACCACCGCCACCCUCCACACCUUCUCCGCCAACCCCUCCAACUACUAAAACUACACCUUGCAACCCGGGUGUAUCAACGACCACAAGUCGUCCAUGCUCCAUAGUAACAACACCUACUACUAAGACUCCACCUAAAACAAUACCUCCCUGCACACCAAACGCUAGUCCUCCACCUGCUGGUUCUCCUCAAUGCAAGCCAAUCAAUAGCACAUUUGUCAUUUCUCCAUGUUCCGCUGGGUCACCACUAUGCUUCAAACCAUUCCCAUCAGUCACCUUACCAACGUUACCCCCCGCACCUUCCCUUUCUCCUGUUCUCGGUGAGUAAUCUUUGUGCUAACAGCGAAGCAGUAACAUUUUCAUCCAUUAUAUACCAGACAAGUGAAGUCUGCUUUUCGACCUCCCUAUUUGGCAAAAGCUGAAGUGAUCAGCAACUGCUAUUCAACUCCGACUUGAACAGGCAAAGAGACAAGAUGGCAGUCGGUUUUCGACCAUUUUCGGUAUACUGACCAAAAACUAAAUUAAUUUUUUUAGUUCUUGUGUGGUUGAUGUUAAAACAAUCACUCCCCUCGGUGCCAUCUCCACUCCGGUGAAUAGUCGUUAAGUAUAUCAGACGUUUUAUCAGAACACAUACCGAUAUAUCUAUAUGAAAGACUCUAAGAACCAAAGGUCUAUUAAAACUGAUACAAGGAUAGAUAAUUUCUAAAACGCUAUUUUCAUCUUUCGUAGAGGUUUCAGCAUCAGUGAUAAUACAAGGUAGGCAGGACGCUUAACUUUAUACCAAGGUAGAUCUCAGCCCAGCUGAAAUCCAAUUUCUUCAACCACGACAAAAUGAAAGGAUCAAAUAUUCCAUAUAAUUUAGCAUUGAAGUCAUUUGUAAUUCGCGACCAAACAAACAGGUUGUAUGUCCACCCAUGGAGGAACUUCAAAAGGCGCCUGUUGCGUUUUCCCAUUCAUCUACCGAGGAAACCCGCAGCACCGCUGUACAAGGGCUGAGCGAGGUUACCGCUGGUGCUCAACAACCAAUAAUUAUGACAAGGAUAAAGAAUGGGGAUUUUGUGCGGCAUGUUUUCUCUGUUACGGAGGUAGUUCAAAUGGCAACUGCUGUCAUUUUCCUUUCGUGUAUGAUGGUAAAAUGUACACGACCUGUACCACCCAGGAUUCAACUAAGCCGUGGUGUGCCACCACGUACAACUAUGAUGUGGAUAAACAGUGGGGCUAUUGUGGAGGUUAGCGAUGAUUUUUUUUUUCGUUUGUUUUUGUUUGCUCGCCGGAAGCUUACUUCAGUAUUUCUUUGGGUGAUAGCUGUGUUUGCAAUAAAAUAAUUGAAUCCAAAUGAAUUUGAAACUCCCGAUUAUGCUUGUUUUGGCAUGAAUCGUGCCAUCAUCACUUUGUUGUAUUGUUUUACACGCUACAUUAAAACUACGUUAACAAUCAAAGUACUAUUACAAUAGUCAAUUUGAUAACAAUGCCCGUUAGUGCAACUAUUGGAAGGAUAGCAGGCGUGUUAAAUAUAGUAUUGGAACGGUAAAUGUCACUUGAAAUUAUGUAAUUUAAUCUAAGAACUGGUGAGUACAAAAUUGUCACAUGUUACGUAAGUAGAACUAUUUAUUUGUUCAAUAUGGAAACUAAGCACAACAAAAAUAACAAUUCGCUACAAAGUGUCAUUUAAAAUGUUCGUGUUGCACUUCUAUUGUGAAUUAUUUGUAAUAUCGACAGGUGACGCGCCCGGCUCAGUUUCCCAGCCCAAAAUUGCCUACGCACCAUGUUCUGCUGAUUGUGAUGGUAAAUGUGUGGACACGUGUCCCGACUACUGCUGUGUAAAGGGCAUGAUAAGAACGCAGGAACAACCAGCUCCGGUAACACCCCCACCCCCUCAGGUAAUUCGUUUAUUAAAGGAGACGGUGCACUAAGGAUUAGUAUUUACCAUUCCACGCAUGGAAAACAUAACAAAAUUAUCUGCGCCAGUUCCAGGAGUUCCGUGAAUUCAAAGUCAGAAUCAUUUGCUCAAACUUCACGGUCGACCGAAUUCCUAGGGGAAAUAUGCAGUAACACACAUUGAGCUGAAACACUUUAUCAGCGUGUUCACUUUUCCUUAUCAGCAGGUCGAGCAGGUCCCUCUGGUUCAGCAGACCUCGCAGUCUUGUCCAGCCAUCUGCACCGAGACAUGCGCACCAGACUGCCCCGUUCGUUGUUGUAAUUUCCUUCCGUCUUCGCCUUACAUGGCAAGUCCUCCUCAAAGACCUACGAACUGCCCUCCGAUCUGCUUCAACACAUGUGUUAGUUACUGUCCAACGGACUGUUGUAACAACCCACAGCAAGGCGUAAGCCGUAACACGUUAUCUUACACUCUUAAACUACCAUGCCCUACUAACUGCUACCCUACAUGUCAUGGCAACUGCCCACAGCAAUGCUGCAAGGCAGCGCAAAAGGGAACUAGUUCUUUACUUCACUCUGCUGUGAACAACAAGGGUGUUGGUUUCUAUCAAAGGAUUCAAGGGGAGGGUAUAUCCCCCUCUAUGAGCUUACAAACACCUUCAGCGUCGCCGAUUGUGAUCCGUUCGACGUUACUUUGUCCAAAAGUAUGUAACAAGAUUUGCACAAACGCCUGUCCUACCGAAUGCUGUAAAAGACAGAAAAAUGGAAACAUCAAUCAGCAAAAGUGGAGAAACACCGCCCAGGGUAAAUAACAUUUCGUGUUUUGAAAGAACCCCCCCCCCCCAAAUCUUCGCGAAGUAACUAUGAUUACUCAGCUAGGUGAAGGUAUCAACUAUGUCCACGAAUGCGAAGAAAUUACUGUAUUCGUACUUCCGGCUUCUGGCUUUCUCAGGCCGUGAGAGACUUCGUCAGCGGUAAUUACGAGUAGGGGUCUUUGUUUAGGGAAGCCGAAAAUAAUCAAAGUUUUAGCUUAGGUUAGAUGAACAGCCCUUUUUUGGAAUAAAUCAAGAAUUAAUUAGUGUAAAGGUUCUAUUCAUCACUCUCUGCGAAAUGAUUUGAAUGCAAAUGAACAUUGUGCAAUGUCAGGCGUAAAACUCCCUCAAGAGAUGAAUUUGUGUGGUUUUUCAGCUGUAUAGAAAAAAUGGGCAGAUCUUUUUCGCACUGUGAUCGGACGUUCUCAAAGCAAUUGUGCGCGAAAACUAAGCUGCGUCAACAUAAUAAGCAAAUUAAGAUUCUUUCUGCACUGUAGAUACCUUUGAUUUUGAACUGCUAAAUUCUAUCUCCAGAUUGCAAAAAUGGUGCCAUUACAUUCGGAGGAAACGCCAAAGGAGCCUGUUGCAAUUUUCCUUUUAUUUACGAUGGUGCGGUUUAUUGGAGAUGUACAAAUCAAAAUGCAGACAAGAAAUGGUGUUCGGUGACUAAAGUGUUUGAGCUCGACAGAAAAUGGGGAUACUGUCCUUGGUAA